CAUUGAUCCAAAAUAUAUUCAAGAUGCUUGGAAAAGUUUUUCACAAGGAGACAUGUCAUUUACCAAGAAACAAGAUGGUAGAGGGCUCGGACUCUCGAUUUGUAAAAAUCUUGUAGAAAUUAACGGAGGAGAAAUUAAUGUAGAAAGUGAAUUAGAAAAAGGAAGUAAAUUUUGGUUUACAUGGAAUAUUGAAUUAUUAUCAAUGACUCAAUCGUUAUUAGAAACACAAUUUGAUGAGCAAAUAAGUUAUGCUACUAGAAAAAAACGAAUAUUAAUAAUUCACCCAGUUGAAGAUGUGUGA
Scutellospora calospora is the source of this 301-nucleotide messenger RNA. The record is from the annotation of a GenBank genome assembly. Lineage: Eukaryota; Fungi; Glomeromycota; Glomeromycetes; Diversisporales; Gigasporaceae.